Messenger RNA from Poeciliopsis prolifica (blackstripe livebearer), 2365 nucleotides. RefSeq names its product myeloid-associated differentiation marker-like. Bases 312 to 1202 code for a protein of 296 amino acids. The record is from RefSeq and is a predicted model, not a curated record. Gene Ontology annotation, cellular component: membrane. The transcript has a single exon. NCBI's taxonomy places the organism in Eukaryota, Metazoa, Chordata, Actinopteri, Cyprinodontiformes, Poeciliidae.
UAUUCCAAAAGGUGCAGUUCUGAAUUGUUUCAAUAAGAAGAUGACUCGUGGUGGAGAGAAAUAAAAAGGAAUUUGAGGUUUUAAAUUAUUCUUGGCUUUUUUCUAUUUUAAUGGUCUGUUUUUAUGAACACUGCUGGAGAAGACUCUAAAGCUCUUUUUUGCUGUAUUUUUGGGUGAUUAUACCACUAAAAGCUAAAAGGACUGAGCUGUGGACCCCCACUGUUUUUCAAAAAACGGAAUCUCCAGGAUUGUUUGCAAAGUCAAAGCUCUGUCUUGUGGAUAUUGGAUUGCACACAUUCAACAAGGUGAGAAUGCCUGUGAUCGUUUUGGAAGCGCGAGACUUCACCAGUCCACUGUUUUUGCUGCGAACACUGGAAGUCUUCUCGAGCUGCACAGCCUUCAGUCUUGUGGCCUCUUUGGAACAUAAAAACUCGAACAGUUCAUCUGAUCCUUCAUCGGACACAUUCAGGAUCUUUUGUAUGUUUACCUGGUGUUUCUUCUUUGUGAUCACUCUCCUCAUACACAUUAUCAGCAUCAUCCAGUUCCACAGCCUGAUCCCAAUAUCCUGGAAGAACCUGACCAUGACGGUGGCACUGUUGGGAGUGUUGAUGAGUCUCAGCUCCACUGUGGUUUUUCCCUGGAUAGUCAUGGAUCACGGAACAGUAUCUCCACGCGCUUUGGCUGCUACAGUGGCUUCUGGCCUCACCCUCACGGCCUAUGUCUCCGAAUCUUGUGUUCUUCGCACCCAAGCGCACGAACAGAGAGGCUACAUAAGCACCGUGCCUGGUUUCCUUAAGAUUAUCCAACUUUGGGGGGGCUUGAAGAUGAUCCCCCUGCUGGUGACAGUCUCCAAUUUGACGACUGGAGUACUUUGGCAAUUUUGGAUAUCUUGCGUCUCAUAUGGCAUUUGCAUCUUCAUGUCGCUCGUCAUCCUGGUGGUGAUACUGGGUGAUUGUGCUGGGCGAUGCCUCCUGCCUUUUGACAGAUUUUUGGCUGCCUUCAGUCUGACUGGGGUGCUGCUCUACAUGUUGGCCACUAUUAUUUGUUUGACCAAGAUACUGCAGCUGAGUGAGACGGAAUCCAACCCAAAUAAUCUCAAAGUGGUCAUCAUGGAAACAGUGGUUUCCAGUAUCACACUGUUAGCUUACACAGUGGACCUUGCCUUCUCCAUCAAGCUGUUAUGUGACAGGAGUCACAUCUGAAGCUAUGACUGAUUUUCGCUACAAGAACUUAAUAGAAAAGCAAUCAGAGAGAUUCAGGUUUUUCUCUUAAUCAUUUCUCUCAUGUCAAACUGUCUUUGUAACACAGGUCAUGGUUGUGGUUGAUGUGCCACCACUGGUGGUAUUUUGGGUUCCUGCCCUGGUCCACUAAAGUAUCUCUCAUAACUUGUAGUGUACAAGUUAAAAAAUAUGGGCUGAUUAAGUGCUUUAAUUGUUACUGGAACUGGUUGCUGAACCAGGGUUUAUUUUGUCAAAGUUUUCAUCAAUUAUCUUUAUGUCCUUAAAAGAACAGGACAAAGCUCACAAAACAUGACUAACUAUAAAAAUUAUGUUUUUUUAGGCAAUAGGAAUAAGAUUAAAAUCUAACUUCUGACACGGCCAAAUGUUGGAAAAAUACUGGAAAUGUACCUGAGGAAAAGAUCAUUUUCUUCAUAUUUGAGUCAACAAAAUUUCAGAAAAUUUAUUUUUCCUAGGAAAAAGAAAUGAAAAUGUAAUGUAAAUUCUACUGCAAAGUAAAAUUUACAGUAAAAGCAUAGCCACUGCAUAAAACUGUAUUUUCCUGAGCUGAGUCCUCCCGCCAAACAUGUGCUAAUGAUCUACAGAAGAUGUGUAUUUUAUGACGAAAGAACUGAAAAUUAUUUUUAAAAAGGCCAAAAACUUGAUUCAGAGUUGUGCUGCUGUACUAAAGUUUUUAUUACCUUCUGACAGAUUUCUGAUUAAUUCUAACAUAGGUGCGGAUUCUCAACCAUUUCAUUGCACUGAACACUUCUCCAAAGUCAGCUAAACCUAAUCUGGCUUACCAAGCAGUAAUUAGUGUCGUAUUAUAAUUGUACAUCAUCAAUUUUGGUUUGAUUGAGCUCUCAAAGAUGUCCAAGAUUGGUGUUUUCUAAGGUGAAAUGAAAAGUUUGAGAACUCUGAACUAACUUGCAGAGUUUCACUAAGCGUUGUAAAAGGGAUUGGUUUUAUUGUCCCAAAACAAACAUGUCAUGCUGCCGUAAACUGAAACUGAUUGUGGAAGUUACUAGUGCAGUUGCCAUCAAAAACCACUAGAUGGCAAGAAAACAGCAUGAUUUCAUAUCUUUUUAGGCUUCAUUUGAACAUGUUGAAUGUCAUUCACGUCAAAAAUCAUUGUUUAUCAUGUAAGA